This is a messenger RNA of Leptopilina heterotoma, 855 nucleotides long. Its product is annotated as protein psiN-like. Lineage: Eukaryota; Metazoa; Arthropoda; Insecta; Hymenoptera; Figitidae. The transcript has 9 exons. The record is from RefSeq and is a predicted model, not a curated record. Bases 138 to 782 code for a protein of 214 amino acids.
GAUGCGUCAGAAGCAUUGAUGGUUGUCAACAAUUAGGAGAUUUUUGCGAUGGCGGUUUACGAUGCUGUUCUCCUUUGACAUGCAGAAGUGACCGAUGUAUUAUUGAAUCUAGUCCAUAGUUCAAAAUAGAAAAUUAUAUGAAAUAUUGCAUAUUUUUGCUUCUGUCCAUUGGACUUUUUGUCGUGAAUGGUCAAGAAUGCUCGGAGGAUGGGCAACAGUGCGAAAAUAAUCGACAAUGUUGUCGAAAUCUGCGAUGCAAUGAAAGAAGUAAUACCUGUGAAAGAAGAGACGAUGGCGAUGACUGCCGAAGAGAGGGGCGCCGCUGCGAAAAUAAUCGACAAUGUUGUCGAGAUCUGCGAUGCAAUGAAAGAAGCAAUAGAUGUGAAAGAAGAGAUGAUGGUGAUGACUGCCGAAGAGAAGGACGCAGAUGCGACAAUAAUCGCCAAUGUUGUCGAGAUUUGCGAUGCAAUGAAAGGAACAAUAGAUGCGAAAAAAGAGAUGAUGGCAAAGAGUGCCGAAGAGAAGGACAUCGAUGUCGUGACGAUCGACAAUGUUGCCGAAAUUUGCGAUGCAACGAAACGAAUCGUAGAUGUGAGGGAAGAGACGAAGAUUGCCGAAGAGAAGGACAACGAUGCCGAAAUCAAAAUUGCUGUCGUCGUUUAACAUGCAAUAACGACCGUUGUGUCCGUGAUGAUUGCCGCUGGUUGGGAGAAAGAUGUGAGGAUAACAGGCAAUGCUGCACACUUUUGAGGUGCGAUCGUCGUCAAAGGCGUUGUGCAUGAAAAAAAAAAAUUUCUUCUUAACGAAAAUAUUUAUAAAACUAGUUUCUAUGAAAUUAAGAGUUUUAUUAUUUUU